Molecule: messenger RNA, 2322 nt
Organism: Sclerotinia sclerotiorum 1980 UF-70
Lineage: Eukaryota; Fungi; Ascomycota; Leotiomycetes; Helotiales; Sclerotiniaceae
Exons: 4
Coding region: 1-2322 (773 amino acids)
Molecular function (GO): protein binding
Source: RefSeq, a predicted model, not a curated record
AUGUCUGAUAAGGAUCUGAACAGGGGAAUUCUUGACCUCCCUUUGGAGGUCCAAUCCAGUAUAUUGAAACAUACGUCGACCGCCGAUCUGAUUGCGCUCUCUCUCGUUUCGAAGCAUCUCAGAAAUCUAGCAGCCAAGGAACUAUAUCGAAGCUUCCAUAUUGUCUUUCCAGAUGACAAUGACACACUUAAUGAUUCCCCUAUCGAUAGUUUGGCGUCGGGGCUGGAUAGUUUCGUUACAAGUGAUUACGAUUACUCCCAACACCUACAGGAAAUUAUACUUGAGCCUUUGAAUGGAAGUCAAAAAGGAGAGCUAGCUUACCGUUCUUAUUUACAUGAUACUUCUUGCGGGAAAUUCAUGAAUACUCUGUUGCUUUUGACUCUGCGCAAAGCUAAAGCUCUCGAGAGCUUUCGAUUGUCAUUCUCCGAGCUACUUGCUUCCAGAACCAGAAAGCCAGCUGUGGAAAUUCCAGUCGAAGAUGACGAAUCUGAACCGGAAGAUGAAUUUGGCCAAUUGACUGCACUUCCUGUCACCGCUCCAGAUAAUGUAUCUAAUGCGUUUUUUUUAAAAGGAAUGACGGUUACAGAGGAAAGGAAGGCACAAGAAGCAGCUUUGGCAAAGAUCUUCAGCACUGAAUCGUCCACUUCGAAAGGCGGUGCGGAUUCACCUAGUCAAAAUGCAGAUGAGCCAGAAGGUGGACCCGAAGAAAAGUCAGAAAUGUCCAGUCCCUUGAAGAUGUUUGUAGCGUUGAUGCAACAAUCGGCGAAGGCUAUGGCUGAGCAUAAAUUUGAGGACAUGCAAAAACUCGUCCAGGAAACCAUCGAGAAGGGUUCUCAGGUUUACCUCAAGAGCCUGAAAAGGGAAAGUGAAUCUUCUGACAAGUCAGGCACCACCAGUAAUACGGAAGGUAAUAAUGGCGAAAGUAGCAAGGCGGGAUCUGGUCAUACAGAGGACAAUAGUGCGGAAGAGGUCAAUGGAGAGAAUUCCGAAUCACUAGUUACGGCCGACCCGUUAGAGGAAACUGUCACGGACGAGGGCGAAUCUCAAGAUCAACCCGGUCUUUUUGACGAAUCGGCAACAGAGACAAGAGUUUCGAAAUCCAAGGACAUCGUAGAUCCAGAUGACAUCGAUAUUGAAGAACCGGAGCUUGUGGUAGAUCUGGAAUUUGUUGAGGGGAUCAUUGCUGAAACCGAGACGGAUAUCGAGCCUGUUUCCAUGGAAGUGCAAGAACACCAAGCCUCAGAAGUUGUUGAUGAGCUAAUUAAUUCAGAAACUCUUCCUGCUCGAGGAGUCUCUGAUCAGAAGUUUGAACAAACUCCAGAGCACAUUAAGACAAACGAGAAGGGAAAGUCAACAGAAAUUGAUGCCCCUGUUGUCAAUACCAACAAGGGCAUGAGCGAGUACAUUCGGAAAACGCGAGGUCUUGCCCUUGAGAACUUAUCACUCUACCUAAUACCUCUAAAAAGUUCCGUUAUAUCAAAGGCUAUUGACAUUAGAGUAUUGAGAAGAAUUACUUUACUCAAUGUUGGCUUUCAAACUUCAUUUUGGUCUAUGGUAGCACGCGAAAAUAGGAUCUAUCCUCUCCCGCUACAUGAAAUCUACACAGAUAACGUCACCAUAACUUUCCUGGACUGCAUCGGAAAACUCGCCAAAAUAACGGAGUUAUGCCUGCUUGAACGAGCAUCCAGAACAAAGGUAGACCCCGCAGAUUCAAAGAAAAGAAUCUCCAUAGGGCAAAUCCGAAGAUUGGCUCUCAAAAAACAUGCCCCAACAUUAAAAGUCCUUUCUAUACAUCAGGAGAGCAUUCCUCACCAAUUAACACCCUUUGCAUGGGACUUAGAUGCCAAAACCGCUUUGCUGUUGUGUCGGAAAGCUAAAGGAUUGGAGGAGUUGGCUGCUGCUUUUGAUGUUUCAGUUAUGCACAUCCUUAAUCAAAAUCUCUCGGGUCUCAAAAACCUCCGGGCUCUCCACGCAAUCGAAUUCCGCUCUGAUGAUACCUGCCAAUUGGUGAGGAGCGAAUUCCGAAAAUUCACAGUAGACAGCAUUGCUCAUAAUCCUGACUGUGAACUCGAAUAUCUUGCUCUUAAAAAUUCGAUAACCCGUAUUUAUCGUCGUAUUAAAGAAAAUCCACCGAAAGCAAGACUACCCAAGGUUCACUUGGGAAAGAACACCGAACCUGCAAUUGAUAGCGACAGUGAGGAUGAAGUUGUGCUUGGUGAGAGUGGAUUCGGGUUGAAAGUUGGGAGUUGUGAUGGGUUUGAGUUUCAGGAUGUGCGGGAUGUGAGGAUUUUUGAGAAGGAUGUUGUUUGGAGGAGGCUUUAA